Molecule: messenger RNA, 684 nt
Organism: Opisthorchis viverrini
Lineage: Eukaryota; Metazoa; Platyhelminthes; Trematoda; Opisthorchiida; Opisthorchiidae
Exons: 3
Coding region: 1-684 (227 amino acids)
Source: RefSeq, a predicted model, not a curated record
AUGUCGUUUUCAGGAAACGAGCCAAUAUUUUUCUUUUGUCGCCACUGGAUUUUGAGUGCAUUGGAGCACAAAGAGUCGAUAACAACCAGCGAUCAACAGAUCAGCCGGUUCACACGUUCACUGACGUUUCUGGGUUGGCCAAGUGCACCAGGCUAUCAAUCGCCUAUCCAGACCGGGGUUCACGGUAAUAAAAAGGCAUUAAAGAGACUGUGUUCCACAAUGGAUGGACUGUGGGCUGCUCUACCGCAGAACGCUUGGUCUGGACAGAUCACCCGGCAAGAAAACCUCAUACACAGGAAAUACAACCGCGAUAUGAGGUCCAAAAUACACCGAUUACCAAGACCGUUGAAAUUCGAUCAUGCAAUCCGGAGGUCUCCGAAAAGCUGCAGUGACCUGCGGACUUGUGUUGACCUGCAACUGGUUCACCCGGACCUUCAGACUGACAGUGACUUUAUUCGGUUUUACGGAGUGACGGCGAUUAGUUUACUAAUCCUCCUUAAAUCUGCUCUCUCCUCGUGGGAGUUUGCGCGUAACUCAAAAUACAUGCGACUACGGAUUAGUUCCACAAACAUUCGUGUUAAUUUCUGCGUGAAUCGACAUCUCGGAGAGGAACUGGAAUUUAUGAAUGCCGUGGAUAGUCGAACAGAACUAUACUGCAAGCUUGAGAUGGAGGACGGCAACUAA